Molecule: messenger RNA, 2112 nt
Organism: Suillus fuscotomentosus
Lineage: Eukaryota; Fungi; Basidiomycota; Agaricomycetes; Boletales; Suillaceae
Product: P-loop containing nucleoside triphosphate hydrolase protein
Exons: 4
Coding region: 1-2112 (703 amino acids)
Molecular function (GO): ATP hydrolysis activity; ATP binding
Source: RefSeq, a predicted model, not a curated record
AUGUCAUCUAUCGAGGCCCGUCGCAUGAAACGCGCGCAAAAGAAGGCUGCUGCUGCGUCUGCCUCCCCAUCACAACCCACAGAAGCAGAGCCCAAAAUUGUAGCAACUGCCCAGCAGAGCCGAUUUCACCGCGAGACCCUCGAGACAUCGUCUAAAGACAUUGACAUGCAUACCGUCAACAUCAGCGUCAAUAACCUCGAUCUCCUCGUCGAUGCGCAUCUGCGGCUCAAGGAUGGCGUGCGAUAUGGUCUCGUGGGGCAGAAUGGGGUCGGAAAGACGAUGUUGAUGAGAUGCAUGGCGGAUAAUAUCCUUGCCAUGCCAAGCAAUCUCAAUAUCCUUCACAUCGCGCAGCUUGAGACCUUUGAUGAGAACACCACUGUGUUGAAUGAAGUACUUGAAGCAGACAAAGAAUGCACGAAGGUUUUGCGUGAAUAUGAAGUCUUGCACGCAAUGCUCGGAGAUACACCUCAGUCCACCUCGUCAAACACCGCCCAGCUAAAUGUUGCGCUUCACAGCAUUCUCAUUUCUCGAAUGGAGGCUCGCGUGAUCACCGCACAACAACUCGCACAGAAACGCUCUGGCACACGCGGACAUGACGCCCGUCAGGCGCAGCUCGCGAUAGAAAUUGAGUUCACUGCACUGAAAGCUCAGGAUCCACAAGUCUACAUCUCAUCUGACAUGGCGACGGAACUCAUUACCGACGUCUUCGAUAAAUUCGCGCUGAUCAAUUUCGAUGCGCGGAAAGCAAAGGCGAGAAAGAUCCUGCGAGGGCUUGGAUUUGGGGAGGCUCAAAUCGAUGCCAGGGUACAGACCUUGAGCGGUGGAUGGCGGAUGCAGAUUGCGCUUGCAAAAGCGCUAUUUGUUGGCCCAGACAUCCUCCUACUCGACGAACCAACGAACCACCUUGAUCUGCCUGCGAUCCUCUGGCUGCAAGAAUAUCUGAUCAAUGAAACAGCGGGACUGACGCUUGUCAUUGUAUCGCACGACCGGGCGUUCUUGAAUGCCGUGACGACGGAAACGAUUAUUCUGCGGGACAAGAUGUUGAAAUAUCACGCGGGGUCAUUUGCAGAUUACGAAAGUACAAGCGAGGAGCAGCGAGUACGGAAGCAGGCUCUGAUGGAUACGCAGGCGAAGAAGCGAGCGAAGCUCGUAGCAAGCAUCCAGCACAAUGUACAGCAGGCUCGUGCGACAGGGGAUGACAAGCGGCUCGGGCAAGUAGCAAGCCGGAAGAAGAAGCUUGAACGCCUUGGAAUGGAGAAGACGGAGGACGGGAAGCGGUUCAAGGUGUCUUAUUGGGCCGGAUACCACACGUCAGCGCGCGCGGAGAUUGAGAUUGAGAAGGCCUUGAAGACGGCGUCGAUUAAGAUUCCGGAUCCUCCUCCGUUGCGGUACCACGGAUCUGUGUUCACUGUAAAGAAUGCAUCGUUCCGCUAUCCAAAUUCGAGCAAGGAUGUACUGACGAACGUCAGCUUGGAUGUCGGGCCCCAUGCUCGCAUAGCGUUGCUUGGCCCAAAUGGGUGCGGGAAGACAACGCUGCUAAACAUGAUGGUGGGCGUGACGCAGCCGACAACAGGAGAAGUAUACCGACACCCUUCGCUCCGCAUCGGCUACUUCUCGCAACACGUGGUCGAUCAGCUCACACUCACCCGUACACCCAUUGAAGAGAUGCGCUCCCGGCAUCCUGAGCUUUCAGAACAAGAAUGUCGGGCGCACUUUGGCACUGUCGGCGUGAGUGGAAAUACUGUUCUGCGGAAAAUCGCAAACCUCAGUGGAGGACAGCGGAACCGCAUUGCGUUUGCGAUCAUUCUGUAUGAUGCACCUCAUGUGCUUGUGAUUGAUGAAAUCACGAAUCAUUUGGAUAUGGGCACUGUGGAUAGGCUGGUGGAGGCGUUGGAGGGUUUCGAGGGAGCUUUGGUGUUGGUGAGCCAUGACGUAUGGUUCAUGAAGCAACUGAUGGAGGGAGAGGACGAUGAUGACGAGGAUGAAAGUGAUGUGAAGGAGGAAAGGGCAUUUUAUGUUGUUCGGAAUGGUGCUGUGAAGCGCUGGGAGAAAGAUAUGGAUGGAUAUGUAGAGGCGGUUAUGAAGAAAGUCAGAAAAGGUGAUAAGUAUUAG